AUGCUGUCCCGACUGCGCGCGGCCGCGGCGCCCGGCGUGAUGGCGCGGCGCAGCCUGCACACCAAGGAGAAGGGCAAGCCCCUGAUGCUGAACCCUCGCACAAACAAGGGCAUGGCCUUCACCUUGCACGAGAGACAAAUGCUUGGGCUGCAAGGACUCCUGCCUCCCAAAAUAGAGACACAGGACAUCCAAGCCUUACGCUUCCACAAGAAUUUGGCAAAAAUGACUGACCCCUUGGAAAAGUACAUCUACAUAAUGGGGAUCCAGGAGAGGAAUGAGAAGUUGUUCUACAGGGUGCUGCAGGACGACAUUGAGCGGUUAAUGCCCAUCGUGUACACCCCAACAGUGGGGCUGGCCUGCUCCCAGUACGGACACAUCUUCAGGAGACCAAAAGGAUUAUUUAUUUCCAUCUCAGACAGAGGCCACAUAAGGUCAAUUGUGAACAACUGGCCAGAGAACGACGUUAAGGCUGUUGUCGUCACUGAUGGAGAAAGAAUAUUGGGUCUUGGAGACCUGGGGGUGUACGGGAUGGGAAUUCCAGUGGGAAAGCUGUGUUUGUACACAGCCUGUGCAGGGAUACACCCAGAUAAAUGCCUGCCUGUGUGCAUCGACGUUGGGACUGAUAACACAACACUGCUAAAAGAUCCGUUUUACAUGGGGCUGUACCAGAAGAGGGAUCGCUCGCAGGUCUACGACGACCUGAUAGAUGAAUUUAUGGAAGCCAUUACAGACAGGUAUGGCCAGAACACUCUCAUCCAGUUUGAAGACUUUGGGAACCACAAUGCAUUCCGGUUCCUAAGGAAGUACAGGGAGAAGUACUGUACCUUCAAUGAUGAUAUCCAAGGCACAGCCUCGGUGGCCUUGGCAGGGCUGCUGGCAGCACAGAAAGCCACUGGGAAACCCCUCACAGACCAGAAAGUGCUGUUCCUUGGAGCUGGAGAGGCCGCCCUGGGAAUUGCAAACCUCAUAGUUAUGGCGAUGAUGGAAAGUGGUGUUUCCCAUGAGGAAGCCUCCAGGAGAAUAUGGAUGUUUGACAAGCACGGCUUGCUGGUUCAGGGUCGAGAGCAGAAGGUGGAUUCCAACCAAGAGCCAUUUACACAUCAGGCUCCAGAGCACAUACCAAAGACAUUUGUAGAGGCAGUGAAUGUACUUCGGCCUUCAGCUAUCAUCGGAGUCGCUGGGGCAGGGCGUCUCUUCUCGCAGGACGUGCUCAAAGCCAUGGCCUCCAUCAACGAGAGGCCCAUCAUAUUUGCACUGAGCAACCCCACGGUGAAGGCGGAGUGCACGGCAGAGGAGGCUUACACGGUGACAGAGGGCCGUUGCCUGUUUGCCAGCGGCAGUCCCUUCGAGCUGGUGACUCUGAAGGAUGGAAGAACCUUCAAACCCGGCCAAGGAAACAACGCUUACAUUUUUCCAGGCGUGGCUCUGGCUGUGAUCCUCAGCAGUGUCCGGCACAUCAGUGAUAAGGUUUUCCUAGAGGCUGCCAAGGCACUGGCAGAGCAGUUGACGGAUGAAGAGCUCGCACAGGGAAGACUUUAUCCUCCACUGUCCAAUAUCAGGGAAGUUUCUAUUUAUAUUGCUGUCAAGGUGAUGGAGUUCCUGUACGCCAACAACAUGGCCUUCCACUACCCCGAGCCCGCCGACAAGAGCCGCUACAUCCGCUCCAAGGUCUGGACCUACGAGUACGAGUCCUUCAUGCCGGACGUGUACGACUGGCCCGAGUCCAAGGUGCACUGA
Molecule: messenger RNA, 1737 nt
Organism: Cinclus cinclus
Lineage: Eukaryota; Metazoa; Chordata; Aves; Passeriformes; Cinclidae
Gene: ME2
Product: malic enzyme 2
Exons: 15
Coding region: 1-1737 (578 amino acids)
Biological process (GO): pyruvate metabolic process; malate metabolic process
Cellular component (GO): mitochondrion
Molecular function (GO): malate dehydrogenase (decarboxylating) (NADP+) activity; malate dehydrogenase (decarboxylating) (NAD+) activity; NAD binding
Source: RefSeq, a predicted model, not a curated record